AUGGUUAUCAAAGUCUUUCUCGCCUCUUCAUCGGGUUCAACAGCGAUCAAAAAGAAACAGCAGGAUGUUCUAGGCUUUCUCGAAGCCCUUAAGAUCGACUUCACACAGUUUGACAUCGCCUCCAACGAGGAGAACCGUAUGUGGAUGAGGGAAAACGUCCCCGAAGAGAAGAAACCCACCAACGGUAUUCCACUUCCUCCUCAAAUCUUCAACGAAGAGAGCUACUGCGGGGAUUAUGAAACAUUCUUUAAUGCAAAAGAGGACAACCAGGUGUACGCCUUUUUGGGUCUGCCCCCUCCACCAGGGUCUAAGGAAGCGCGAGAGGCCGAGAAAGAGGUGAUCUUAGAGAACGGGACUCACGCCGAGGAACAGCCUGAUGAUGAGACAACAAAAAGAGAGAUCCCUGCAGAGGAGCGCAAUGGAGAGGCACACUCAGAGGAGGAGGCCACGGGAGAAGGAGAACAGGAGGUAGCGGAAGAUGGGGAGGAGGGAGAUGAAGAGGAAGAAGAAGAAGAAGAAGAGGAGGAAGAGGAAGGAGAGGAAGAACAAGAAGAUGAAGAAGAGAGUGAAGGUGAUGAAGAUAGGGAAGAAGACGAACAGCCGGUUUCUGAGGGAGAAGAGGAUUUGGUGUCGGAGGAGGAAGAAGAGCUUCGACAGCUUGAGGAACAAGAAGAGCCAGUCAGUGAGGAAGGAGAAGAGGAAGAUGAGUAA
Molecule: messenger RNA, 711 nt
Organism: Chanos chanos (milkfish)
Lineage: Eukaryota; Metazoa; Chordata; Actinopteri; Gonorynchiformes; Chanidae
Gene: sh3bgr
Product: SH3 domain binding glutamate-rich protein
Exons: 12
Coding region: 1-711 (236 amino acids)
Cellular component (GO): cytoplasm
Source: RefSeq, a predicted model, not a curated record